AUGCUGAGAUUUUUUAAAGGAAAGUUGCCUCCCGUCCAUGAAGAUGACGAUUCUUCAUCCAAUCAAACACUAAUGGAGAUCAACUUAGAAGAUAUUCCUGCAGAUCCUGGUCAAAGACCUGGUAUUUUACAGUAUAAUAUUAAUGAUCGAGAUCGAGUUCGUAGAGCAUAUUUACAAAAGGGCCCUUGCCAACCUCAUAACCACGAUUUCCCUCUCAAAAAAUUUGGCAACCAAAAUAGAAAGUUUAAUAAAGUUUGGUUCACCGAAUAUAGUACUUGGUUGGAGUAUAGUGUAUCCAAAGAUGCUGUAUACUGUUUAUGUUGUUAUCUUUUCAAACCGGAUGUUGGAGGUCAAUCGGGUGGUGAUCAUUUUGGUUCUGAAGGAUUUACUAAUUGGAAAAGAAAUGACAAAUUGUCGAUUCAUGUAGGGGGUCCUAAUAGUGCACACAAUAAAGCUUGGGGGAAAUGUGCAGAUUUGAUGAAUCAAAAUCAACAUAUUGAGACAAUUGUUUGCAAGCAGUCUGAUAAAGAAAAGGGUAAAUAUAAAAUGCGUUUGAAUACUUCAAUUGAGGUGGCUCGAUAUCUCUCAACACAGGGAUUGGCAUUUCGUGGUCAUGAUGAAAGUGAAAGUUCGGCUAAUCCAGGAAAUUUUAUUGCACUUGUGAAGACUUUUGGCCGAAUUAAUUCAGACAUUGAAGCAAUUACUUUGAAGAAUGCUCCACUAAACCACAAGAUGAUAUGUUCGGAUAUUCAAAAAGAGAUUGUAAAUGCAUUUGCAAUGGAAGUUCUGAGAGCAAUUAUAAGUGAUAUUGGUGAUUCGACGUUUUGUCUUAUGGUUGAUGAAGCACGAGAUAUAUCAAUGAAGGAGCAAAUGGCCUUAGUGGUAAGGUAUGUCGACAAGUCUGGUAGUGUGAUUGAACGAUUUCUUGGAGUUGAACAUGUUACUGAUACUAGUGCUUUGACACUUAAAUCAACGAUUGAUGAUUUUUUUUCUCGAUAUGGUUUGAGUGUCUCCAAAUUACGAGGUCAAGGUUAUGCUGGAGCUAGUAAUAUGAAAGGUCAUUUAAUGGCCUAA
Molecule: messenger RNA, 1074 nt
Organism: Erythranthe guttata (spotted monkey flower)
Lineage: Eukaryota; Viridiplantae; Streptophyta; Magnoliopsida; Lamiales; Phrymaceae
Source: RefSeq, a predicted model, not a curated record